UACACUUGGCCUUGUUGAAUGUCAUGAGAUUGGCCUAGGCACACCUCUGCAGCCUGUCCAGCUCCUUCUAGAUGGCAUCCCUGCCCUCUAGCAAGUUGACUGUGCCACACAGCCCAGCCAUUAUCCCACCUUUGAAGCAGGAAUACAAUCCAGGUUGUGAUUUCCCCUAGAAAAACAGCCUGUUAGAGAUUCACCAUGCAGCUGAGAGUUAACAAGCACCUGUGAUAAAUCCAAGCUAUUCAUACCAGCCCCAGCACUGUAGUGACAAGCAAAAGCAAUGCAACAAAGUUACUCCAGGAAGGUUUUUUUAUGGGUAAAAGGCUGGAAUUGCUACUGUGGGAUUUUUUUUUUGUUUUUAAGUGAAAGCUUUAUUUCUGCAGGAUUUGAUUAGGAAGCCAGAUACAUCCAUCAGGAAAGACAUUAUUUCAACACCUCUGAGCUCCAGGCUGCCUCUAAUACUGUGGACAAAAGAGCAUAAAGGGGGACGCCCUGCAUGUGUGGCCACAGAUAGGCAGGAGACUGCAGAGCCUGUGCCUGCCGGGCCAUGGUGAGCGCUGACAGCUGUGGGAAGAGACCAUGAACUUCAACGUCUGGAAUAUCAAGGAGAUGCUGAGCACACCAGCACCCAUGGGGCCUAACAAGGUUUUGAGCCAGAGCAGCGCUCCCAGCGACUACUCGAGUUUGAGCGAUUCUCAGCUGCUCUUUGGCUCCCAGUUCUGCCCAGAGAAUGUGCAGUCAGCAGCAGCACCGCUGGAGCAGGGUAUGCAGCUGUCACAGCACAACUCCAAGGAUAGCAAGCCCAGUAUUUUCAGCAAAUACCAGGCAAAACCACAGUUAUUUGAUGAAGAUACAAGAGAAAAAGGUUCGCUUAACUUUGGCUCAGGAAGAGUGAAAAAUGUGCUGGAAAGUUUUGAAGUGAAUAAGAACAAAAUAAAGGACAAAUAUGAUCGUGAGGUUUUAAGCACCUCUAUUUCCAGUAUCAAAGACAGGCUUCAAGAGCUGCAAGCAUGCUUGGACAAGUUAGAAGAAAUGCUUGACUCAAGAAGUAAAUCCAUUUUGGUUCACCUAGAAACCAUUUCCAAGACAUGCUUGAAGGAUGGGAGGGGGCUGGCAGGAUCCCCAGACCCCUGCCCUUGGAUUGCAAGUAGCCCUUGGGUCUAGCCAUAGAGUUCUAAAAGGCCUACUCGUGCACUCUGUUACAAAGGCAUUCUGCAAGCCGUAGCUUUCCCCUGGCAGUUUGUAAAAAACAAGUCUAAAUCUGUCACAGCAAAAAAUGAAAAGCUUUAAAAUGUCAGUGAGGGAGCAGGGCCAGCCAAAUUGCCUACAACAGCAGAGAGCUGAUUAGUUGAAAUAUGUGCAAAUAAUCCUCAGAUAUCAGCCAUGCUCCUGCAAAGAACAGGCCAAGCCGUGUGGUAAUGAGUAUCCUGGCUAAAUGGAGACACUCCCCAUAGCCCAGGUCUGGAAGCUGGUUUAACUUGGUGCACUCGAGGAAGACAGACACACAGACAACUGCAGGAUUCCUUCUCCCAGAUGACAGCAGGGUGCCAUGUGCCCAAGCAUUGCUUCUUCAGAGAAAGGCAAAAGCAGUUAAAAAUAGGAUCUGGCCCAGGGAUUCACUGCUGCCAGGAUGCAUACUCCCUCCUGUCCCUCCAACAGCAGCCUCCACACUUCAGAGCAGCACCUCAGCACCAGGCUGCCAGACACCUCUGCUUUGCGUGGCUGAAUAAGCCAAACGUUUUCAAUCUCCUUUCAUAAGAGGAGAUUAUCACCUAAGCACUUAAUUGUCUUGCAGCUUGUCUCUGCACGUGUCCCAGCUCAAUCUCUUUUUGGCCAGAGAGCCAGGACCCUUUAUGGGCUUCCGGACACCCUGGGGUGCACAGCUGUUGCCACCAGCUGGAGCCUGAGCACAGCCACACACCACAUUGCCCUGUCUCACCUUUAGCCCCUGGCAUUUGCACCAUUGUGUCACCUCCUAA
This is a messenger RNA of Pogoniulus pusillus (Red-fronted tinkerbird), 1976 nucleotides long. It is a transcript of the gene IHO1, whose product is annotated as interactor of HORMAD1 1. Gene Ontology annotation, biological process: homologous chromosome pairing at meiosis; DNA recombination; meiotic DNA double-strand break formation. The record is from RefSeq and is a predicted model, not a curated record. The transcript has 7 exons. The coding region runs from base 577 to 1161 and encodes 194 amino acids. Lineage: Eukaryota; Metazoa; Chordata; Aves; Piciformes; Lybiidae. Gene Ontology annotation, cellular component: condensed nuclear chromosome.